Molecule: messenger RNA, 1233 nt
Organism: Akanthomyces muscarius
Lineage: Eukaryota; Fungi; Ascomycota; Sordariomycetes; Hypocreales; Cordycipitaceae
Exons: 1
Coding region: 1-1233 (410 amino acids)
Source: RefSeq, a predicted model, not a curated record
AUGUCGUUCCCAGUCGCCCUUCAGUCGGCCAUCUUUUACAUUGUCGCCUGCACGCCAUGUGCCAAGAUCCGCCAUCGCCAAAAGGCCCGCGAUCUCGCCAAAAAGGAGCGCAUAGAAAAGGCAGCCAGGCUUGAGACGGAGCAGCCGGGCCUCUACCAGCACCCCUCGCCCUUCAACACCAAUCCUUACUGGAAGGACGAAAUCACCAUGGGCCCGACCUUGCCCAAAAAGUCGGCCAGCAAAAACUCGAGCCAGCGCGGCCUGACCAGCUCCGGCCGCGACUCCUGCACGCCCAGCGUAUCGGAACGAACCAACGUCGACGACAGCAGAACGAAUAUCGACAGCAUGAGCAUAUUGCGGGAGGCCGACGACGACGUGCCCCAGGACUGGAAUCGUAAAACAGGAUACCAACGAGAAGACGAAGAGCUAUGGGGCCAAUGGUCGGGACGGAAGCUGAAAGACGCCGUCAACAAGGCACGCGACUCGGCCGGCCGCCUGAUAGAGUCGACGCUCGGCUUGGAAAAGGAGGUUACGGACCAGGAGCGUCGCGACUUUUACACAACGCCCCGAAACCCGCCCGUCAACGACUACCACCCGCCCGUCGUCAGCAGCCGGCCCGCCCACCGUGACGCCCACAAAUGGAUGCUCCAGCCGCCGCCGUCCGCCAAGGUCAUGGAGGGCAAGGUCCCUGUCAGCCGAGCCGCCAGCUCUGGCAGCAAGUCGAGCGGACGCACCCUCGUCGCCGACGACCCGUUUCUCGACAAGAUUAUCCAGGACAAACUGGCCAAGGAGCACGCCGACGCCGCGCCCACCGAGUCGGAGCUCAUCGAGUCCCUCUUUGCCACCCGUAGCAACCAGAGCGUCACCCGCGCCCGGAGCCUGUCAUUUGAAGGCGGCGGCGGCGGACCCUCCGACGAUAAAGCCGCCGAGGACCUGUUCGCAGCCAGCCGGUGGAAGCCCAAGGCCCGCCCCGUCGCCGCGCCGCCUGGCAUUACCAUGGACGAUCUCUCGUCGGACGACGAGUCGUAUGCCCUUGCGCCCUUGGCCAAGCCCACCAGCCAUGUCGCCCAACGCCCCAGGCUCGAGACUAUCCCCAGCACCGAUGCUAGUACCGGCACUGUUCACCGCGAGUUGACCAAGAAGCGAUCGAAGCGAUCCAGGUCUAGACGCAGGUCCAGGGCCAGCAAGCUGAUGGCGACUGUUGGUUCCCCCGUGGGCGAUGACACUGAAUAA